AUUUCUAUAUUACAUAAUCAUUUUUUUUAAAAAAAAAUGGGUUUGAAAGGAAAGUUGAUUUCAGAAACAGAGAUAAAAGGUUGUAAGGAUUUAUUUCAUGAAAUGUUUUGUGAAAAACCACACCAUCUUCCAAAUGUUGUACCACAAACUAUUCAAGCUGUUGAUUUACAUGAAGGAGAUUGGGGUACUAUUGGCUCCGUUGUUAACUGGAAUUAUACUAUCGAGGGGGAUGAGAAGGUUGUAAAGGUGAUUAUUGACGAGAUAAACAAGGAAAAAAGGUUAGUGACAUUCAAGGCAUUUGAAGGUCAUUUGAUAGAGGAAUACAAGGCCUUCAAAGCUACUAUUCAUAUUGAGAAUGAAGGAGAUAACAACUUGGCUAUAUGGACUAUUGAAUAUGAAAAGCAAAAUGAAGACAUUCCAGAACCCUUCUCUUAUUUGCAAUUAGCCACUAAUCUAACCAAAGAUGUUGACACCCAUCAUGUCAAUCAGUUCUUCAGUAAAAUGGGUCUAAAAUCUGUAUUGUGUGUCAAGAUAGAAAUGAAGGCCAACAAAGAUGUGUUUCAUGAUGUUUUUACAAAUAAACCACAUCACGUCUCUACUAUGUCUCCUUUGCAUGUACAAGGUUUUGAUCUUCUUGAAGGUGACAUUGGAACUGUUGGAUCCAAAAUUUGUUGGACAUAUACCCUUGAUGGGGAAAAGAAGAUCUCUAAACAAAUACUUGAAGCUAUAGAUCAUGAAAAAAAGGUGCUCAUACUCAGAGAAUUUGAAGGAGAUGUAACGGAUAAAUAUGAUAGUUUUAAAGCAACUCUUCAUAAUCGAAACAAAAGACGAAAUCGAUUUGGUUAGCUGGACAUUGGAGUAUGAAAGGUCCAAAUGAUAAUGUCCCUGAACUUAUAAGUUUGCUGGACUUCGUUGUUGGUAUGACAAAAGCUAUUGAUGAUCACCAUGCCAAUUGAUGGGAUCUAUGUUGCUCGGACUAUUAAAAAAUGUCAUCAGGUGUGUGUCGAAUUCUUUAAAAAUAUUGCAUUUUUUAAGAAUCUGACAUAAGUAUGACAAUAUUUUUGAAGAAUUCGAGCAACUUAGGAUGGGAUCAUAUAUAUUCAUGUGAGCUUUACAUAAAUUACCAUAUGCUUUGUUUGUUGUUUGUCCAUGUUGGUUGUGUACUUUUUUUUAUGUUUGUUGUGCCUUUCUCAUGUAAGUGAUAUGUUGGCAACUAUGUUAACCUGUGUGUUGUGUAAUAAGACAUGGGUAUUAAGUUUAUAUAUAUUGACCUU
Molecule: messenger RNA, 1274 nt
Organism: Solanum tuberosum (potato)
Lineage: Eukaryota; Viridiplantae; Streptophyta; Magnoliopsida; Solanales; Solanaceae
Product: MLP-like protein 34
Exons: 4
Coding region: 37-846 (269 amino acids)
Biological process (GO): defense response
Source: RefSeq, a predicted model, not a curated record